Messenger RNA from Aspergillus tanneri, 1011 nucleotides. RefSeq lists its product as uncharacterized. NCBI's taxonomy places the organism in Eukaryota, Fungi, Ascomycota, Eurotiomycetes, Eurotiales, Aspergillaceae. Bases 1 to 1011 code for a protein of 336 amino acids. The transcript has a single exon. The record is from RefSeq and is a predicted model, not a curated record.
AUGUCUGCCUAUGAUAUGGGAACAGCUGAUUCUCAACAUUCAUACAGCCGCCAGGCCCUUGGUGUUGACCAUACAGUCAGUUAUGAGGAUGAGUCUCCGGAUGCUUAUAACCCCCAAUCUUCGGCAUACAUUGUGCCCAGUACAUCUCAAGGGGUCUUAACAGACUAUUGCGAACUACCAUGGAAUCACAAGGCGUGGAAUCCCAGCCUUAGCGUUAACAGAGACUCCAACGGUGCACUGUUUCCAGCCCAUGACCCCGACAACACCUUGCAUCAGCCAGCUUACUCGUACAUGUUCUCGGGGCAGGGGACCCAGUCAACUGACCCGUCAAUUGGGUCUUCAACGGCCGAAGGACAAGGAACCGACCGCACUCUUCCCAACCCAACCGGCCGGUACCAUGCCCAGAUAGGCCUGACCAGUUUCACGACAUCGCCAGAAGCCACCCUCUCAGCAUUGCCUCUUUCUCAGGAUUAUAGGGUACCCAAUUCAUGGGCCAGCAAAGGUAUUGCUCCGAAUAGUGUUCGCACGUCUAUGCAGCCGACCUCGAAUGGAGCAUUUGGUGCGAGUCCUAUGACACGGUCAAAGCCGUUCCCAACCAGUGCCCAGGACGUUGUCUUUGGGUUCUUACCAAUGAGUUCCACAGUUACAUCAUCCCCGUUGAUGCCUUCCAGUGGAGCAUUUACUACGCUAGAUACUGGAGAGUCAGGGGACGAGUUGCGCGGCAAUGACCCCCGGCUGUCGCGAGGAUUGUCUCGUGAUAGCGGGCGCCUCCUGUCUAGUACAGAGAGUAGCUCCGACAUAUACGGAUAUAGCAGCAGGGCAAAGAGCAAGAAAUGCUCCGAUGCGGGGGACUCCGGCCGGGCGGGUACUUUGGUGAAUGGACUACCCUAUACUCGCCCAAAACAUUCGGACUAUGAAGUCUCAUUGCCAUAUGGUGCGCUUUCAACGGAUGCGUCACCAGAGGUGCACCGUACACCGGUCCCCGCUCUGAGUAACCUAGGUGGUUUUUGA